AUGGCACCUUUGGUUCACCUGUACGAAAAAAUAAAAACCAAAGCACUGACCCGUCUUCAGCAUGACGGAUUGUUCCAAUCCAAAGACAUCACCCAACCAUCUGGGGGAUAUUACAAAGACCCGGCCGGGUUUGCAAUGGACAAAUAUGCAUACUACAUGUGUUCGAAAUGUCAGGAGCCAUACUUUGGUGGAGAAGGGCGUUGCCAGGACGAGGUAGAGGAGGCGGAUCCAAAAGAAUUGAUCUGUCCACUGUGUAGUGAUACCACCAAAAACAAAGUGUGCUCUCGGCACGGCUCUGAUUACCUCCAGUAUAAAUGUCGUUAUUGCUGCUCCUUAGCCACAUAUUACUGUUUCGGCACCACUCAUUUCUGUGACCCGUGCCACAGUAACCAUACUAUGGUACACGGAAAACCCACAUCUAGCCUCCCCAAGUGUCCGGCUGGACCAUGUGGUAAACAACUUAUAGGUUGCUCCUGUCCCCUCGGCAUAGAACACCCUCCCACAGGGGAAGAGUUCGUCAUCGGUUGUGCACUGUGUGUGAAUUCCAACUCGUUUUAA
This is a messenger RNA of Saccostrea echinata, 558 nucleotides long. Its product is annotated as E3 ubiquitin-protein ligase MYCBP2-like. Lineage: Eukaryota; Metazoa; Mollusca; Bivalvia; Ostreida; Ostreidae. The record is from RefSeq and is a predicted model, not a curated record. Gene Ontology annotation, cellular component: nucleus. The transcript has 4 exons. Bases 1 to 558 code for a protein of 185 amino acids.